Molecule: messenger RNA, 1133 nt
Organism: Papilio machaon (common yellow swallowtail)
Lineage: Eukaryota; Metazoa; Arthropoda; Insecta; Lepidoptera; Papilionidae
Gene: CTL17
Product: lymphocyte antigen 75-like
Exons: 5
Coding region: 30-1133 (367 amino acids)
Source: RefSeq, a predicted model, not a curated record
ACACAAUAAUUAAAACGCAAUGAACUACAAUGAAAUAUUUAUUCCGUACAGUACUAUAUGGUCUGAAACUACUAAGUGCGAUUGAACUUUGUGUUUCACAGCGACCUAAUUACCGUGAAGACUUUAGAUUCGAGAAAGCUUUCAAUUCUUUCUACAAACUGCACUCUGCGGCGAGUUGGAGUAACGCUCGCAUUCGAUGCGAGGCAGAGGGCUCUCACUUGAUGGUGCCCGACACCCUCGACGAGGCGGAUGCCAUGCCGCUCCUCAUUGCGUCCACACUUACCACCUAUGAAGGGGUCUACGUCGGUAUACACGACUUUUACACGGAAAGAUACUUUGUCACGAUAAAAGGUAGCAAGUUGCGGGAUUCUAUUUUGGAUUUAUUAUGGGAGGCGGAACAACCUGUGCAUGGCGGCGGUAGAUGUGUUGCGAUGCGACGAAAUGGAAGAUUCUAUGUCAACCCUUGCACAAAUCAACUCCCGUUUAUAUGUAAAACGAAAGCAAAUCGUGUGUCUUACUAUCAAGAAUGCGAUACGUUUGAUUCACGUUGGAAGCUUGGUAACAACGGUUCGUGCUACAUAACCCACGCGGAGCCGCAGACGUGGCACGAGGCGCACGGCACCUGCCUCUCCGCAGGCGGGUACCUCGCCAUACUCGACACUAGAGACGAAGCCGAGUACAUACGGGAGCAGUUCAAAAACGUAGACCAGGUCAAGACACCCGGGGACUUCGCAUUUUUGGGAUUCAGCGAUCUCUUCCAAGCAUAUCAUUACAGAACUGUGCACGGGAAGCCUCUAAACCGUUUCUUAGAUUGGGACUUAAAGUGCCCACAAUCAGAUGGAGCGAAAACCAACGCUGACCGGUGCGGCGGCAUUCGACGAAGCGGUCUACUCGCCACAGCUGACUGCACACACCCCUCUAUUUUCUUUUGUGAAAAACCCGCUAAAGGCACAUAUCAAUUUAAGAGUCUACGCCAUAACGACUUUCAUAAGCAUCACAAACAUAUUAAGAAAGAAAUAAAAUUAGAGGAAAAAACUUAUUUGCUUUAUCUAUUAUUCUUUUACGUAUGGUUGUGGUAUUCUCUCCUGCCUGUAACCUUUAGUGUUCUAAAAGUUCAUUAUGAUAUUAAGUAG